GUGAAGAAUCAAACCAAAGAAAAAUAAGUCAGUGGUAUCGGGGUCUUGAGUGGGAAUCCUUUAUGGAAGUCUUGUCACUUCUGUACUUCAAGAGAUGUUUGGGGCAUUUGCUAGGAUCAUACCGAGGGGUUAAGUGACAACAUCUCAUUGGAAGAGCUUGGGAGGCUUAGGAGGAAAGAAAAGAAACUUCUGAAGAGCUUGAAAGAAAUUUACCUGGCCUGUGUCCUGGUCUCUAACGUAAGAUGGCUUGUCUAGAUCAUAUAAUUGAUAACUGAAAGAGCCAUCUCUGUACGGUCCUAUAAUUUCUUUUUUUACAGAUGAAGAAGCUUAAGUCCUAGAGAGGUUAUUUGCCAAGAUAAUCCCUAGAAGGAGGUGGAGUUUGAAUCCAAGUCCUCCAACUCCCACUCCACCAUGCUUCCUCUCCAGUAUUCUCCAAGGAAAGCUGAAGAGUACCUGCGUCUUUCCCAAGUAAAGUGCACUGGAUUGUCUGCUCAUACAACAGAAACAAGUAAUGCAAUCAUGUGUCUGGACCUUGCUGCCACCAAUAUGAAAUGGCCUUUAGACAGAACUUACUUAGUAAAACUUUCUGGUUUGAACAAGAAGAUGUAUCAAAGCUGUCUUAAGUCUUUUGAGUGUUUGCUGGGCCUGAAUUCAAAUCUUGGAAUUAAAGACUUAGCUGUACAGUUUAACUGCGUGGAAGCAGUAAACAUAGCUUCACAGAUACUGCAGAGGUAUGAAGUCAGCCUUCCCCAGAUACAGAAAGUAGAUCUAGAUUUGUCCAAGCCCCUUUUCACAACAGCUGCACUAUUUUCAGCAUGCAGGGUCCUAAAGAUAAAAGUGAAUAAAGACAAAAUAGUGGCCACGUCUGGUGUAAAGAAAGCUGUUUUUGAUCGACUCUGUAAACAAUUGGAAAAGUUUGAACAGCAAGUUAAGGGAGAAUCUAGCAGUUCAGCUUCUCCACCAGCCAAAAGACAGAAGAUUAUAAUUGAACAGUCCAAGAAAGGUGAAGAAAUAGAGGAUGAAGCAGAGUCUCCACAUAAGCCACAGCAAAGUGAAGAUUUAAAACAAGAUUAUGAAGAGUGGAAAAGAAAAAUCUUAGAAAAUGCUACUAAAGCACAAAAGAAGUGAUUUCAGUUUCCAGAUAACACCUGCCACCAAACAUGAUUCUUUCCUCCCCCAUGAGCAUUGAUAGGUCAUUAGCAUUUGCUCUUGAGCAAGAAUUCUAAAAACACUAUCUUGGGGUUGUUUUUCCUAGGCAGUACCAAACAUGUGAUGCCAAGAAAAGCCCUUUCAACUCCAUUCUGAAUUUCCAUAUUUUGGUGAGGUUACUUAAAAGAAGGUAGAUAACACAAAAGUCACAUUUAAGGCUGUGGGAGCUAGCUCCUGAAUUGGAAAUAAACUUGACAGAGUCAGCUGUGUUAUUUGGCAUAGAGCUUCCACUUGCCCAUGAAGUAUGUGUGCUCUCUUUUAAAGGAGUCUAAGGAAACUUAGUAUCUAGAUAAUAUAUUACAUUCUCAUUUUAAAGCUCUACAAAUAGUUUUUCAUACUAUUUGAUGCCUGCUUUUGAUUGUUUUUGCAGUUUUUAGAAUCAUAGAAUCUUUUUGUUUAAAUGAAAUACUGAGACUUUUAAGAUAAUAAAUUUUAUUUCUGUGCCCAGCCUGUCUUAGCUUUUUGUUCAAAAAACAUUUUGUCAUAAAUAAGGAAUAAUUUUCCUCUUAGGCAAAAAAAAAAAAAAAAUGCUUUAGCAGGAUAUCUGAGAAGAAAAUUGAAUUUUUCUGUAUUGUAUUAGCUACCAUACUAAUAGUGAUUUAAGAAGGCCACAUAAUAGACUAUAAAUGAGGACAGUAUUGCAAAAUCAAGAAAUGAACCAAGAUUUAUUUGUGCUUAAGCUUCAGAUAUAUACAAGCUAACAGACACAAUGGCACUUAUACACUCAACAUUAAAAAAUAAACCUAUGGCAUUUGGCCUUCAUAGAAGGUGAAAAGAUCUGGGAAGUGGUACCAUAUAGAAUUUUAUGUUGGUUAGUUGGUUACCUUUUAAUUACAUAUUUUCAAAGAAUAAAACACAAAACUGUUGAGCCCAAUUUUUAAAAUUUCAUUUUAUUACUAGAUGCUUAGGGUAGGCACGUAAUUUGUUUAUUUGCUCUAGAUCUGUGAUUUCAUUGACUUAUAUACUCUGGUUGUAGAAAUUCCUUGCUGGUAAAGUAGAUGAGCGGCUCAUCUAUAACUUCUUACAUAUUGGAACACCAAGAAGUUUUAAAGAUUUACCAGUGGUCACAAAUACAGGGAUGCUCUAGAACCAGGAUUUGAACCCAGCUCUUUCUCUAUUCAGUUCCAGCACUCUUCUGCCACCACUUGGAUAUGUUCCAAUUUUGCAAAAUACACAGCCUGUGUGAAAUCUGAAGGGACUAAAAGCACUUAAAAGAUUUUUUUUUAAGUCACAGAGCAGUUGAGCAAGAUAAGGUUAAAAAUUAUAAGACAAAAAUAUAAACUAUCUAAUUGACUACAUGGUUGUAACUUAUAACCUACAAGUAAAGUUUGCAAAAUUAGUUUCCUAAAAAUAUUAAUGCUCUCAAGCUAAGAAUGGCAAUUCCCCACCUUUUGGAAGGAAAGUCAUUUAGCAAUCAAAUGCCAGUAUCUGUAUGCAACAUAAUAUUUGCUUUCUUACUUGAACUUGAAAGGGAAACAACUAAUGAGAAUGAAAAUAGGAAUAAAAAC
Molecule: messenger RNA, 2717 nt
Organism: Sarcophilus harrisii (Tasmanian devil)
Lineage: Eukaryota; Metazoa; Chordata; Mammalia; Dasyuromorphia; Dasyuridae
Gene: ORC6
Product: origin recognition complex subunit 6
Exons: 7
Coding region: 412-1128 (238 amino acids)
Biological process (GO): DNA replication; DNA replication initiation
Cellular component (GO): nuclear origin of replication recognition complex
Molecular function (GO): DNA binding
Source: RefSeq, a predicted model, not a curated record